AUGGUGUUUUUAGGAUACAUGGUGUUCAGCAUUCUUCUCGGUCUCUUAGCAGACAGAUAUGGACGACUGAAGAUACUGCUGAUCUCGUUCUUAUGGGGAGCAUUCUUCUCGCUGCUCACAUCUUUCUCUCCAUCAUACUUCUGGUUUGUUUUCCUGCGGUGUUUGGUGGGCUGUGGCGUUGCAGGGCACUCUCAGGGGCUCAUUAUUAAGACCGAGUUUCUACCCAAGAAGAUUAGAGGGUACAUGCUUCCUUUAUCACAGAUCUUUUGGCUGGCAGGGUCACUGUUGAUCAUUGGAAUGGCAUCAGAGGUUAAUUCUACUCUAGGCUGGCGUUGGCUUGUUCGAUUUGCUUCCAUUCCUGGCAUUAUCCUCAUAAUUGUAUUUAGAUUUAUUCCUGAGUCUGCUAGAUUUAAUGUGUCUGUGGGAAAGUCCCAGGCUGCGACGGAUACUUUACAAUGGAUAGCCAAUAUGAAUCGUUCAAAAAUGCCAGAAGGGACACUAAAGGAACCAAUGUCGGAAAAUACAGGAAGAAUUUUAGAUCUUUUUGAUCGGAAAUAUUUGCGAACAUCUCUUCAACUCUGGGUUAUUUGGGUUGGAAUAUCCUUUGCAUAUUACGGAGUCAUUCUUGCCAGCUCUGAGUUAUUGGAAAGGAAUCUACUCUGCGGUUCAGGGAAUUUGAUUCCUGGUACAGAAGACGAGAUGCCAGAGGAGAGUCGCACUCCUUGCUUUUGUCACAUGCUGAGUCCUUCUGACUAUCGAACCAUGAUUAUCAGCACCACGGGGGAGAUUGCAUUAAAUCCUUUCAACAUAAUCUUCAUUAAUUUACUGGGACGUCGAUGGACACUUGGUAUUACCAUGACUACGACUGGAAUCUUCUUCCUUCUGCUUAACAUCUGCAUGUCAAAUGCUGGUCUGAUUGCAGUUCUUUUCUGCCUUCGAGCCCUGGUGUCGGCAAACUUCAAUACUGUGUAUAUUUACACUGCUGAGGUUUACCCAACAGUGAUGCGGGCAAUAGGAAUGGGAACAAGCGGCUCUAUUUGUCGGAUAGGGGCUAUGGCAGCUCCAUUUAUAGCACAAGUGUUACUAGAUACUUCAGUCAUUGGCGCUCUCUGCUUGUUCGCCAUAAUAUGUUUCAUUUGUGCACUUUCGGCCUUCACCUUACCUAUUGAAACCAAAGGCAGAGCACUUCAGGUAAGUCUCGGUGAACCUAGUUGCAUGGUGACAUUUCCAUUAUCAGGUUGUGGAGUAGGGUCAGAUAUCUCCACCCCUAGUGAGUUACAAAAGCCAGGCAGGUCUUCCAUGGUGGCAAAAAGUGAUGACCUUCUUAGCAACUAUGAUGCUCACUGGGAAUCCCCACCUGUAAGCAAUAUUCUUUGCACGUAG
Messenger RNA from Bombina bombina (fire-bellied toad), 1383 nucleotides. RefSeq names its product SVOP like (gene SVOPL). Gene Ontology annotation, cellular component: membrane. The record is from RefSeq and is a predicted model, not a curated record. Lineage: Eukaryota; Metazoa; Chordata; Amphibia; Anura; Bombinatoridae. Gene Ontology annotation, biological process: transmembrane transport. The transcript is spliced from 12 exons. Gene Ontology annotation, molecular function: transmembrane transporter activity. The coding region runs from base 1 to 1383 and encodes 460 amino acids.